AGCACCAUGAAAGGUGCCCUUUUUGCUGGUGUCCUGGUGGCACUCGCUGUCACGGCUGUAGAAUCCCUGAAUUGUACACAGUGUUAUGCACGCGAAGAAGACUGUGUUUCUGAUGUCAUGGAAUGUAAUGACACCAGUGCCCAGAGCUGUGUGGAUUCCUCCGUCAGUUCCACCCUAGGAGGGAACAGCUCACUGUACCGGAACAAGUUCUGCUCGGCACAGAACUGCAGCAGGGACAUGGUGGCCUUUGCUGUGAACGUGUCUGAAAAUCAAAGCUUCCAUUUUGCAAGUCAGUGCUGCCAAGGACAGGCCUGCAAUGGCAGCAGCCACGACCCUGAAUCAGAAAAGAGUGUCACCAACACCCAGUGCAAUGCUUGCUAUGGAUACAACUCAGCAAACUGCACCGAGACAGUACUACAGUGUGGUGAGGGACAACGAUGUGUCCACAUAAUAGCUGACUUUACAAACGGAACUGAAGAGUCUAACACGGUCGAGCUGAAAGGCUGUUCUGGCAUCAGCAACUCUACUUGUGAAUUCCUGUCUGUUGAGAACCAGACAGUUGGAGAAGUCAUUUUCCGAAAGGUUGAAUGUUUAGCAUUCAAUGUCUCUGUAAACUCCACCGAGGUCCCCCCCACUGUAAACUCCACCGAGGUCCCCCCCACUGUAAACUCCACCACGGUCACCAUCACCUCCAGCACAACCUCCAGGACACCCGCCACCAGCAGUUCCCGCACAGGUGCCAACGCCUCUCUCUUCUCCUUGGCCCUCACAGGCCUCCUCCUGCUGAAGCUGCUCUGAGGUCCCUGGGCUCUGCCCCACCUGUCGUCCCGUGGGCGUCAACACCUUCUGUUCUUGUACCUUCCCUUUUAAUUGCUCAGUGGGUUGAAAGUCAUGGGACUUCACAUGAUA
This is a messenger RNA of Nannospalax galili (Upper Galilee mountains blind mole rat), 909 nucleotides long. RefSeq names its product LY6/PLAUR domain containing 8 (gene Lypd8). NCBI's taxonomy places the organism in Eukaryota, Metazoa, Chordata, Mammalia, Rodentia, Spalacidae. The coding region runs from base 7 to 798 and encodes 263 amino acids. The record is from RefSeq and is a predicted model, not a curated record. Gene Ontology annotation, biological process: defense response to Gram-negative bacterium. The transcript is spliced from 5 exons.